UGGUGUAGAGAAGGGAAGCAGGGCCCACGUGGAGGUGAGGAAGAGACCAAAGUGAGGUCAGCACAGGCUGAGUGGUCCCGGAGUGAGAGGGUGCCAAGGAAGGGACCCCAGAGUGAGGUCCGCUCAAGGAUCCUAGGUCUGAUCAGAGGGGCACUUCCUAUGGGGGAAUCCCCUCCCAGGGGACCGCUGGAGCUAUGCUUUCCCGAAAGGGUAUCAUCCCGGAGGAGUAUAUGCUGACUCGGCUUGCGGAGGACCCUGCGGAGCCCCGAUACCGUGCCCGAGAGCGGCGGGCCCGCUUCGUGUCCAAAAAGGGCAACUGCAACGUGGCCCACAAGAACAUCCGUGAGCAGGGCCGCUUUCUUCAGGACGUUUUCACCACACUGGUGGACCUCAAAUGGCCCCACACGUUGCUCAUCUUCACCAUGUCCUUCCUAUGCAGCUGGCUGCUCUUUGCCAUGGUCUGGUGGCUCAUCGCCUUCGCCCACGGUGACCUAGCCACCGGUGAGGGCAGCCCUGUGCCUUGUGUCACCAGCAUCCACUCCUUCUCGUCCGCCUUCCUUUUCUCCAUCGAGGUCCAGGUGACCAUUGGUUUUGGCGGGCGCAUGGUGACUGAGGAGUGCCCACUGGCCAUCCUGAUCCUCAUCGUGCAGAACAUCGUGGGGCUCAUGAUCAAUGCCAUCAUGUUGGGCUGCAUCUUCAUGAAGACUGCCCAGGCUCACCGUCGGGCUGAGACCCUCAUCUUCAGUAAGCAUGCCGUCAUCGCCCUGCGCCAGGGCCGUCUCUGCUUUAUGCUACGCGUGGGCGACCUACGCAAGAGCAUGAUCAUCAGUGCCACCAUCCACAUGCAGGUGGUGCGCAAGACCACCAGCCCUGAGGGCGAAGUGGUGCCUCUCCAUCAGGUGGACAUCCCCAUGGAGAAUGGUGUGGGGGGCAACAGCAUCUUCUUAGUAGCUCCACUCAUCAUCUACCAUGUCAUCGAUGCCAACAGCCCACUCUAUGACCUGGCACCCAGUGACCUGCACCACCACCAGGACCUCGAGAUUAUUGUCAUUCUGGAAGGUGUAGUGGAAACCACGGGCAUCACCACCCAGGCCCGCACCUCCUACCUGGCCGACGAGAUCCUGUGGGGCCAGCGCUUUGUGCCCAUAGUAGCUGAAGAGGAUGGCCGCUACUCUGUGGACUACUCCAAGUUUGGUAACACCGUCAAAGUGCCCACACCACUCUACACAGCCCAUCAGCUUGAUGAUGACCGCAGCUUGUUGGAUGCCCUGCCCCUUGCCUCAGCCCGUGGGCCCCUGCGCAAGCGCAGUGUGGCUGUGGCCAAGACCAAACCCAAGUUUAGCAUCUCUCCAGAUGCCCUGUCCUGAGGCAUGGAUCUUUAGGCUCCCC
Chrysochloris asiatica (Cape golden mole) is the source of this 1389-nucleotide messenger RNA. RefSeq names its product potassium inwardly-rectifying channel, subfamily J, member 11 (gene KCNJ11). The transcript has a single exon. The record is from RefSeq and is a predicted model, not a curated record. Gene Ontology annotation, cellular component: plasma membrane. Gene Ontology annotation, biological process: regulation of monoatomic ion transmembrane transport; potassium ion import across plasma membrane. NCBI's taxonomy places the organism in Eukaryota, Metazoa, Chordata, Mammalia, Afrosoricida, Chrysochloridae. Gene Ontology annotation, molecular function: ATP-activated inward rectifier potassium channel activity. Bases 195 to 1367 code for a protein of 390 amino acids.